Molecule: messenger RNA, 4606 nt
Organism: Astyanax mexicanus (Mexican tetra)
Lineage: Eukaryota; Metazoa; Chordata; Actinopteri; Characiformes; Acestrorhamphidae
Gene: dhx57
Product: DEAH (Asp-Glu-Ala-Asp/His) box polypeptide 57
Exons: 22
Coding region: 286-4269 (1327 amino acids)
Cellular component (GO): intracellular anatomical structure
Molecular function (GO): ATP binding; protein binding; RNA binding
Source: RefSeq, a predicted model, not a curated record
GGAGGAGGAGGAGGGAGGAAAGGUGGCAAUGACUGGGAUGAUGAUGACGGUGAUUUUUGUCUGAACUUGGGACCAAGUCGUUCCCAAAAACCUCCGCCAAGCAGAGGCAGAGGAGGGGGUUCUUUUCGAGGCACAGGUCAUGCAAGCAGUAGAGGCAGAGGAAGGGGCAGUGGUCAGAGCUUGCCCAAGUUUCCUCAUAAUGAUCGAGGCGGCUACAGAAAUAACAAGGACCAUCGGGAUCAAGCUAGACCCGAACAGACGAAUCUGCCUUUACAGAGAAUUCAUAUGACCUCUGAAAACCAGCUGCAAGUAAAAGAAUUGCUGAGAGAACUACAGACCCAGGAAUUCAGCACUACAAAUAGUGGCUCAGAAUAUGAAGGAGAGGAGGAUGAGGAGAAGGAGGAGGAAUUUGAUGAGCUGGACCAUCGUGAGGAAGGUCAGUUCUGGAACACUCAUGAUGAUGGAGUGGAGUAUGCAGAGGAUGGAGUGUAUGAGGAAGAUUAUAAAGAAGAGAAAAGUGUGAAACCAGAGCCGGUUGUUUCCCUGUUUGCUUUAGGAACUCUCUGCAGAUAUGGCUUUGAUCGAGAGCGCAGUAGACAAGCCCUAGAAGCCGGACAGUGCGGGUCAGGACGGGAACGUGGAGGAGGAGAAGUUGGAGCGACACUUGAAUUCCUCCUGUCUCAGAUGUUCUCUGAGAGGUUUGGUUCUACUGCCCUCGGCCCUCAGGUGCCUGACCCUCCCUCACAAGAGGAAUGUGUGGCCCUUCGCCAGGAGGAGGCCCUUGCUUUAACUGCCAUCUACGGAGAGCGUUUCUGUGAAAGAAUCAGUGACCGGGUGUGGACUAUCAGUCUGGAUCUGCUGUGGUUGACUGAAAGCCGCAGCAGGACCUCACAGUCAAAUAGCAGUAGAAACCAGUCAGGGUCUUCAUCUACACAGUUGUGUAAGUUCUACCUGAGAGGAGCGGGAUGUAGGUUUGGAAACCGCUGCAAGUUCAGACACCAAAGGCAGACAGAGUCCAGUGCCCACAGAGACCCUAAUGGACCCAGCCAGCCUGGUUUUAGUAGUAUGGAACCGCCUGUUUACCAGCUGGAGAUCCGCUUUCCUCCAGGGAGCCGUUACCCCUUCCAGCCACCGUUAGCUGCCUUCAGUAGCACAGAUGAAGCGCUCUCUGGAGCAGGACGCCUUAAUGUGACGGAACAUCUCUUCAGCCAGUCAAUUACAGCUGCACAGGAGGGGGAGCCAGUGGUUUACACCCUCAUCUCCUGCCUUGAGGAAGAUGGGACAGUCAGAGAGCUGCUUUCAGCUCCUCAUCACAAAUACAGCGUACCACCCCCAGUGUUGGCUCCCCCUGCUGUUACCCCAGCCAAGAGCCGGAGCACUAAGAGCACCACAGCUAACAGCACAGUGAGCAGCGCUACAACUACAUCCCGCGCUGUUAACACUGUUGGAGACGCCAGCCCCAGAGUUACACCAAAAAAUACAGAAGUAUCUACAGCACAGUGCCUCAACACAGAGGAUGUAGACGACGAUGAGGAGGAAUAUGAUGAUAGUGAAGAAUGUGUUCCGGUGGAGGAAGAGAGUUAUGUGAACUUCAGGAAGAAGAUGGGAAAGAAAGCUGAGAUCAGAGUUGAAGAUGUUCUGCAGGACAACAAGAAACUCUGUAGAGAAUUCAAAAGGAAACCGUCUUCCAGGCGCUAUGGCUCGAUGCAGCAGCAGAGGCACAAGCUGCCUGUGUGGGAGGAGAAGGAGAACAUUCUGCAUGCUCUGGAAAAGAAUCAGGUUCUAGUGAUCAGUGGGAUGACUGGGUGUGGAAAGACCACCCAGAUACCCCAGUAUAUCCUGGAUUAUUCUCUGAAUGGGCGACCAGAGGGAGUGGCAAACAUCAUCUGCACUCAGCCACGGCGCAUCUCAGCCAUCGCUGUGGCAUCCAGGGUUUCCCAGGAACGGGCCGAGGCUCUGGGUCACUCCACUGGUUACCAGAUCCGUUUAGAAACUGUCAGGUCCUCCAGUACUAGGCUGCUGUUCUGCACAACAGGGGUUCUCUUGCGGAGAUUGGAGGGAGAUGCUGAGCUCAGUGGAGUCACGCAUGUCAUUGUGGAUGAGGUGCAUGAGCGCACAGAAGAAAGUGACUUCCUAUUACUAGUGCUGAAGGAUCUAAUUCUGCAGAGAUCCGAUCUGAAGAUCAUCCUGAUGAGCGCUACUCUGAACGCUGAUCUGUUCUCACAGUACUUCCACCACUGCCCAACCAUACACAUACCAGGGCGUACCUUUCCAGUGGAGCAGUUUUUCCUGGAAGAUGCUAUUGCUAAGACUAGGUACGUGAUAGAAGAUGGCAGCCCUUACCGACGCUCAGCAAAGCAGAACGGACCCUCAGGUCAAGGCGGCAGGGUCAGUAAAGGACGACCUGUAGUGGACGACAUGGAUGAUGAUGAUGGCUGGUCAUUUACCUCCUUCAUGAAGAAAGAUUCUGUCAAAGACUCCAUCCCUGACCAGCAGCUCGGUCAGCAGGAGCUUGCACUGCGAUAUCCAAAUUACUCCAAAUCUGUGGUGAAAACUCUGGCUGCAAUGGACCUGGAUAAAAUCAACAUGGAUCUUGUGGAAAGUGUCUUGGAGUGGAUUGUAGAUGGAAACCACGACUUUCCCCCCGGUGCUGUCCUAGUCUUCCUGCCUGGAUUAGCAGAGAUUAAGCAGCUGUAUGAGCAGCUUCAGGCCAACAGGAUGUUCAACAAUAGAAGAGCUAAGAAGUGUGUGGUGUAUCCACUCCACUCUUCUCUGUCCAAUGAGGACCAGCAAGCAGUGUUUACACGCCCACCUGAGGGCGUGACUAAAAUCAUCAUCUCCACCAACAUCGCAGAGACAUCAGUAACCAUUGAUGAUGUAGUUUAUGUCAUUGAUUCUGGAAGAAUGAAAGAGAAAAGGUACGAUGCCAGCCGCAGUAUGGAGAGUCUGGAAGAUGUGUGGGUGUCUCGCGCUAACGCUCUGCAGAGAAAAGGCCGCGCAGGCCGUGUGGCAUCUGGAGUCUGCUUCCAUCUGUUCACCAGCCAUCGCUUCAACCACCACCUUAGCCAGCAGCAACUGCCUGAGAUCCAGAGAGUUCCUCUGGAACAGCUGUGCCUCAGGAUUAAAGUGUUGGAGAUGUUCUCGGAGCGUCAGCUGGAUUCUGUGUUCUCUCGACUGAUAGAGCCUCCAGCAGGGGGCAGUCUGGAUGCAGCUAAGCACCGGCUGUGUGCACUCGGGGCUCUGACGGAGGCUGAAUGUCUGACUCCACUCGGGUGGCAUCUGGCCUGUCUCCCUGUGGAUGUGCGUAUCGGAAAGCUGAUGCUUCUGGGGGCCAUUUUCCGCUGCCUGGACCCGGCGCUCACUAUUGCUGCCAGCCUGGCCUUCAAGAGCCCUUUUGUCUCACCGUGGGAUAAACGAGAGGAGGCUAAUGAGAGGAAAUUAAGUUUUUCUCUUGCCAACAGUGACCAUCUUUCUCUACUACAAGCAUACAAGGGCUGGUGUAAUGCAGAACAGAAUGGCCCCAAGGCUGGAUAUCAGUAUUGCAGAGAGAACUUCCUGUCUAUCCGUGGCCUACAGGAGAUAGCCUGUCUCAAAAGGCAGUUUGCAGAGCUUCUGUCUGAUAUUGGCUUUGUAAAGGAUGGACUGAAGGCCAGAGUCAUCGAGAGAAUGAGCUCUAAAGGAGCGGAUGGAGUGCUGGAGGCCACAGGCUAUGAGGCAAAUCUGAAUGCGGACAACACAAAGUUAAUGUCAGCUAUGCUGUGUGCUGCCCUCUAUCCCAAUGUAGUCCAGGUGCGAUCCCCACAGGGAAAGUAUAAGCUGACGAGUAAAGGGGCUGUUAAGAUGCAGCCUAAAGCAGAGGAGCUUCGCUUCAUGACUAAAAAUGACGGAGCAGUUCACAUACAUCCCUCAUCAGUCAAUUUUACGGUACGGCACUAUGACAGCCCGUAUCUGGUCUAUCAUGAGAAAGUGAAGACCAGCCGGGUGUUCAUUCGUGACUGCAGCAUGGUAUGUGUGUAUCCCAUGGUGCUGUUCGGUGGGGGGCAAGUGAAUGUGGAGCUUCAGCGUGGAGAGUUCAUCAUCUCUCUGGAUGACGGAUGGAUUCGAUUUGCUGCCGCCUCACAUCAGGUGGCUGAACUGGUGAAGGAGCUGCGUUGGGAACUAGAUCAGCUCCUGGAAGACAAGAUCAAAAACCCCAGCAUGGACCUCAUCACCUGCCCACGAGGCUCCCGCAUCAUACAAACCAUAGUGUCCCUUAUUUCAACCCAGUAACACACACCUAAAUGCCACUUCUCACAUUCACUAAUGCUGCUCAACCUCACAAUUCCAGUGUGUGGACAUGUACAUGAAUUGUACUACUAUGCAAAUAUUGCUCACUUACAUUUAAAUGACAUUAUGAAUCACAGAUAAUGCUGUGUAAAUAUGCAGAGUUUUAACAAAUGAACAAAAUGAACAUAAAUCACAGUUUCACCGUGAAUAUGAUGUACACAUGUACUGUAGGACUGAAUCCAUAUUGGAUUCUGUGUGGGAGAAACAGUAUCUGCCUUAGUUUGUACUGUAAAAUAAUUGUUAAGGAGCACUUACAAAUAAAGCAUGUGCAUGAAGUGUC